AUGGUUGGUGUCUUCUUAAUGUUUGGAUAUGCAAAUGUUUACGCUCUGCGCGUCAACCUCAGCGUGGCUAUUGUGGUGAUGGUUGAAAAUCACACCGUCUUUAAAGACAACAGGGAAAUACAGGUAUUGUGUUAUUGUUAUGUGUUUCUUGGGGAGUAUAUCCUUGUACUGAAAGAACUUUGUAUCGAUUUGUAUGUGAACUAGCAAGUAAUUCUUCAAAAAAAAGAUGUGACACCUUUAAUUUGUCACCUUUUUUUUAUCGUUACGAACAUCACUACUUGCUGGCUACAAUUCACCUCCUUUUCAUAAUCGCCAGCAAAAAAACAAUGAUUACGUAAUUCUUCUGUGACUGCUAGAAGAGACUCAUUAGCAUUAAACCUUUGAGUUCUUGACUUUGUGAAAACGGAUUUUUGUAGUUAGAUUUCACAUUUAAGCUUGAGAGAGAGCAAUGUAAAAAUUACAAAGGUUUGGCUUCUAAAUAUUUGAAACUAAUUUGAAAUUAAUUUCCAUGCAGAAGUCGCCGAUCUACAGAAGGUGUCAAGCUUCUCCCUCGAAAAUGAUUACUCAAAUUUUUUGCUUGAGGAAAUUAAACUGAUUAAAACGUGACGGAAAACUUAGAGGACAAAUUUAAAGUGCAGAGUAUGGUAGAGAGCAAAACUGAAUUAAAGAAACAGAUAUUUACUUUAACGGCAGACUGAGAAUAGGGAGAUAUUCCUGCAAUCCGUACCAUCAAUUAUUAUAUUAAAACUUUAAUUGGGAGUAAAAACCACCAACUGCAUCAACUUGAUCGUAGUGCGAUCGAAAACAAGCUAAAAAUUAGCAAAAACUAAGGGUAAAAGUAGUCAACUGGAAAUCCAGACAAAGGUUUUUGAGACUUGAAUGUUAACAAGCUUUUGUUGAAAACCUAAAUUGAACAUGCUUUACAAUAAGGAGGGUUGCCGUGGAAGCGUAUACUGUAGACCUUUCCACGGUUUUUCAACUCAUUGACAUGGACCAGUGAGGAAAAAUCCGUCGGCACCACUGGAAAGAGCGUAUUUAAUGAAAUUAGCAAAAUUUCCGUAAAAUUCCGAAAAUAAUCCCCUCCAUGUAUAAGCCCCUCCAAAUAUAAGCCCCCCAAGCCGGUAACGCAAAAAACCCUCCGUUAAAUCGCCCCUCCAAAUAUAAGGCCCUGAGGGCUAGUACUUGGAAAAUUGCUCUCAAAUACAAAGGAAAACAAAGCAAAAACGGUAAAUUUAUUCCAAAUAUAAAGCUAGCACAAUCGAUUUUGAAACGCAAAUUUCCCUCCGUAGAUAAGCCCCUCCGAAUAUAAGCCCCUCUUAAAAUAAGCCCCUCAAAAAGGGCCUUUGAAAAAUAUAAGCCCCGGGGAUUAUUUUCGGAAUUUCACGGUACUAAGUUUGAAAGUGAUACGUCUUAAGUAAGGGAAGUAUAGCUACGCAAACUUGUGAAAAUUUACAGUCGUUUGGAGGGCAAGAAUCAAACGUCUGUAAAAUUUCGCGACUUUCGGGAGCUUUAUCUUUGUUCACUAAGACGUACUUUCAAACUUGGCACUCCUACUACUUUAAAGGCGUUCUUUCCAGAGGAGUCGACGGGUUUUCCCUAACUUGUCUAUUUGAAAAGUGGAAGAAAGCCGUGUAAGGGCCUAUAAAGGUAGAACGGUUUUACAAGGAAUUCAUGACAGAAGAAAGUUUAUGUUGAUCACUAUUCUAAACGUGAAAGUUACAAUCUAAACCUAUACAACUAUUAUGUAAUAGCUGAAUCUUUGCGAUACCUAGCAUUACACCCCAUAAAAUAUCCCUCAAAAUAUCCCGAACUUAUCAUAACGAAAACUUAAGAGCAUCCCCUUAAUUUUAAACAUAAAUCAGAACUGGUUGAAACUUAAGUCAAUCCAAGCUGAAACCCCAAUAGCCAGCAUUUUAAGUCUGGUCCUCACUAGCGAAACAAGCACAAGCGCAAACAAAGCAGGAGCGCAUAACUCGGAGCGUGCUUUUACAGAUCAAAUAAAUCUAGGAUUAUUUUGGAGUACUUUUUCUCGCAAAAGUGGCAUGGAAGCUCCUUCCGAGUAUCUUAUUGUGCGCAAUGACAAGAAAGAAAAAGUAGAUGCCAUCAAAACACCAGAAAUACACUAUUUUCUAGUCUCCAGUUUUUGCAGCCUGAUUGGAAGACUUAUUUGAUAGUCAAAAAUCUUGGGAAAAUCGAUCUGAAAAUUAACUAGUUUGUGAAAACUAGUCCGGGGGGGUUAUUCCUGCAAAGGUCUGUACAGAAAGGCUCCCCCAGAAUACAAAAGGUAGGGGUUUUACUGGUUGAAGUGUACAUGAUGAAAGGGUAGCGGGAAAUCUGUCAUUUAGGUCUGUAAAAAGGCUCAAAAGGGCUAACAGAUUCAUUUUACGGCUGUGAAAAAGUCGAGAAAACGUUCUGAUUUUGUUAUUGAUUCCUAUUUAAACGACAGUGCAUUUACAGCAGUUAAUUGGGAUGCAAAGUUCUAAACAAGGUGUGUGAAAAGGGUACCAAGCGGGUACCUUUUGAAUUUCCGUCAAAAAUGGUUUUUAAAAGGGUAACGGGUUGGACCUCGGGGCGGACCCCGUAUAAGAGUAACCCGCCAGGGAAUUGGUCAUACGUAUGGUUAUGUUAAGGCCAUCCUUGAGACCAUCCUCACUACCAACUAGCUCAUGCGCAUAAGCUUCUUGAUGCUCAUGCUUGCUCUGCUAAAGAGGACCAUUUUACGCGAAGCCAUGUGAUAAUAAAAUACAACCCACAAGAACUCCCAAUACUACAUACCUGAUGAAGAAACCCGUUAAAAUAAAUUAACUAGUUUCGCUGUAUUGGGUUUGGUUUGGUUUUUGGGAAGAACUUUACACCAUAAAUUUAGGGCUUCAAGGAAUUAAUAAAGGCUAAUUAACUUUCCCAUUGAAUUAUAUCUCACCUGUGUCAUAGAAAAAGUAAACUUGUAAAUAGUGAAAUCUUCCAAUUUAAAUCAGAAAAUGCGGAAAGCUUGCCUGCGAGACGUAUUUUCCGGUAAACGUGAUAAUCGGUAAUAGGUCUGCUUUUGCAGAGCAGUAUGCUAAUAAAUUAUUCGUAGCUUUGGCAUCGAUUUCAUAUCUUUAUUGUUCAGUGCAAAAGCCUUUCUUCAUUACCAAUAAGGGCUUGCUCACGGUCCUUUUCUUUUACACUAGGAAACUGCUGAAUUUUCAUGGAGCACCCAGCUACAAGGUAAUUGGCGUAACAUAUAUCUCUGUCAGGGGCAUCGAACAACUGGUCUCCUUCUACAUACAUUGAAAACACUUUUUAGGCUAUCCAGAGUACUUUUAAAUCUCAAGAACUGUAUUCUAAGCAGCGCUAUAAAAUUUGUAUCUGUUCGGUCAUCAUUUUGGUCAAAUCGCGGAUCCUGCGAAUACCCCUCGAGACCCUGAUAGGUUUUAACAGGAAUCGGCUCCUGCUUUCAGACAUUUUCAUUUGUUAUAUUUCCUAGGUAUCGUACUGAGCUCCUUCUACGUUGGCUACAUGUUAAUGAAUAUACCAGGUGGAUAUUUGGCGCGAAAAUGUGGUGGCGCCACGAUGAUUGGGUUGUCUGUGGGUGGCACAGGCGCCUUCACCCUAUUUACUCCUCUAGCUGCCCGGAUACAUGUGGGACUUUUGAUUGCACUGAGGGUAGCAGUGGGGCUGGCUGAGGUAAGAUAAGAUAAGAUAAUAACUUUAUUUUAGCACGAUAAAAAGGUCAGCACUGCUGGUGCGGUCCUUCAUAAAAACUUAGUACCUAGUAUUUACUUCGUGAAGUCAUUUUACUGCUGCAAUAGCGAUAGCUGUAAAAUAAUCUUCAAACUUGUAGAAUUCUUUGACUUGUUAUUCAGUUUUUAUUUCUAUUUGUCACUGUACGUGAGUGAUGACACCUCCUUGGAUGUUUCCCGGUUUUAGCUUAGUUGGUAGAUUACAGGUGAUAUUUGAGGAGGGUAUAACGUCGACAGCAGACGAGAGAAAACUGCACAUGUAAAAUAAAAGCGCAAAGUUGGAAGUUAAGAUUGUCAUUUUAGCUGUACACCAUUUAAUAGUUAGAUAUUACCCUCACCAAUACACUGUUAAUUUAUAAAUAAUGUUCGCUUCCAGAGCUCGUCAUAUCCAGCUGGCCACGCCUUCUGGAGUCUGUGGGCACCUCCCUUGGAGAGAAGUAAACUAGGAGCUUUGAACUUUGCAGGUAAUUGUUCCUUUCAAAAUUAUGGAAGAUUUGUUGUUUUCCUAAACAGUUAGAAAUGCUGGCUUGAAAAACAUUUCAAAACACGAGAAAUGAUUUUUCAGUCCGUGACACAUGCGGCUCGGAAGGAAAAAUCCUAGUGACCGCCAAUGGAAGUCGAACCUUUGACCAUCUAGUUACUAGUCCAGAUGGAAACCGGUCGUUUCAAUAUAAUAACUCAAGCGGUGAAAUUGUACAAAAUUUUGUUCAUUUCAAGUAUAGUAGGCCAGUGAACAAGAAACACAUUUUGGAUGAAUAUCUUCGUUCUUUAAGCCCAGGACGUUGAAUGAAUUAAUUUGUAUCGAAACGAUCGGUAGGUGCUCUAACUGUCCGCUAAGCUAUCUGGACCAGUAAACAGGUGGUCAUAGGUUCGACUCCUGCAGGAAACAUUCAGAUUUUUUCUUCCGAGCCGCUUUUGUCACUGACUGAAAAUCAUCUUCCUCAUGUUUUCACCUAGCUGAAAAUUCAUCAUCACAUCUCUCAUAAUAUCAAAACACGUUCAAAAGUUUAAACUCAGUUCCAUUUUUACUCUUAUAGGAGGAAACGUGGGAAUAAUUGUGUCCAUGUUCUGUUCAGGAUAUCUUGCAAUCUACUAUGGAUGGCCGUCAAUAUUUUAUGUUUUUGGUUUGUACUUCACCUUUGUGUAUAACUUAAAUGACAUGUACUUGUACUGUCGCAAUUUGUAAUAAUCAUCGCACUUCGUAAUACCUUUCGCGAUUUAUAAUAAAUCCAUCGCACUUUGUAAUACCUGUCGCAAUUUGUAAUAAACCGUGUCGCACUUUGUAAUAAAAAAGCUGUCGCAAUUUGUAACAACUGUCCAUCGCACUUUGUAAUAAACUAAGCUGUCGCAAUUUGUAAUAAUUCCAUCGCACUUUGUAAUAACUUUUUGAGAGUAAUUAAACUUACUUCGUCAACAUUAAUAUAACGCCAAAAUAUGCAUGGUACUUCAUAAACAAAGAUGGAGAUGACGUCUGCUAGCACGUAACAUCUCCGCUCAUUCAAACAUUUAACUUUAUUCACAGUCCUAAACAUUUUUUUAGAUUAAUGUUGAUUAGUUAUCUGACUUACGAAAUGCUGUAUUCUUGAACCUUGCUAUUGUACUAGGUGGCUUGCAUUCAAUGGUUACCCGGCGGGUGUACUUCCUUAUAUGGCCAAUACGGGGAUGUGCCUCUGGACAGAGCAUUGCCAGAGUAGAGGAUCUAGACAGAGCUAGACACACUAGACACAAACAAGCCAUUAUUAAAAAGCAUUUAAUUUCCGCUAAUCGUAACAUCCAUCCUACAUCAUUCGAAUAAGGACACCAGGAGAGUUCAAGCUUUCCUUGUUAGAUCUUAUAACAGGUUGACACAACACGUGGUACACCGUUCUUGUCUAACGAGCAAUCUUAAAGAAGUAAUAGUGGCUUCCAACUUAAUCAAACGAGGCCUGGAAAGAUUCAAAAUGUUUACUGCAAAUAAAAAAAAAACGUCACCAGUGGCAAACCUUCGAACCACAACAGAAACCUAACCACAAAAUCCAAUUAGUUGCUGGCCAAUACCUUCGUAUGUACCUGUUUUUAUAACACUCAAUUGGGGUCUUACACUGAGCCGGCUGGGCAUUUGGUCCAUUAUUCUCACUUGAUUUGGUCUCAUAUAGGAACAAAAGGAGUACUCAUUCCAUCUUAAAACAAUUGUUUUCUGUAAGGAGUCCUCUAAAGCAAAUACCAUGGGGAUGGUAAAAAAUUAUCCUUGCCUGCGUAUAUACAACUCGUAAGACCUUGCAAUUCUUCUGAGCGUGUUCUGGAUUAGUGUUUUUCUACAAAAUGGAAAGGAUGGAAUAAACCAUCCAUUACUACUUGAGUUACCUUAUCUAAGGAUCAAACCAAAGACACAAGGCCAACAACGGAAAAAAUGAUACCCUAUUAAAGGCUCGAGAUCCUCAAAAACCAUACCCUAUCAGGCGGUACUUACCUUUCUAGCCCAUCCAUAUAUGGGAUUAUUCCCCCCCCCCGCCGAAGACUUCACGUGUCACGUGGCAAGCAAACAUGGAUUUGGACGACGAAUGCCAGGUUAUUCAUGAAUUUUUUGUUGUUAAAUGUUGCCUUUCUUAUUUAAAUAUUUUUGAAUUUAAACGUGAUUCAUAUCUUUUUGGUGAUAUGUCACAGGCAGUUUCAUGUCUUUCAUAAAAGCGUUUCUAGUUAGUCACGUGAUUAAUCAAGGCAGAAAAAUUUAUAGCGGAAGACAUGCAUGUUUGACCAAAGAAAAUGUUACGGACAUGUUAUAUGCUAGCAGACGUCAUCAUCUUUGUUUAUGAAGUACCAUGCAUAUUUUGGCAUUAUAUUAAUGUUGACGAAGUAAGUUGAAUCACUCUCAAAAAAUUAUUACAAAGUGCAAUGGAAUUAUUACAAAUUGCGACAGCUUAGUUUAUUACAAAGUGCGAUGGACUGUUAUUACAAAUUGCGACAGCUUUUUUAUUACAAAGUGCGACACGGUUUAUUACAAAUUGCGACUGGUAUUACAAAGUGCGAUGGAUUUAUUACAAAUUGCGACAGGUAUUGCAAAGUGCGAUGAUUAUUACAAAUUGCGACAGUACAUGUACCUACUGUAGCCUAUUUACUAGGCCUCAGUAUUCCGCGCAGCCAAUGCGUGUCGGGUCGCGUGGUCGCGCAUUCGCCUCGGAUACGUCAACGAAAUGUAUUGACCGAGAAGGGCUGGGAAAACGCCGUACAGGGACUAGGCAACACCUACUGUUCAUUUUGCAUCCCACGAUCAGAGCCUCCUUCUGUUUUCUUCUUGAUUGAGGCUCUGCCUGAAUUAACCUCUGGAUUGGUCAAUCUUGUUUUCUUUCCGCGUCAAACUAGUUUAUCGAGUUCAAACAUCCAUUUAUCGAUAAACCGAUGGUUAUAACUGUUAUUAGGCAUGAGUUCGAAAAUAUUUCCUAGCAAACAAGCAGCGAAUGCUCAGCAAAGAAACUGUAUCUAAGCAACAUUCAGCGCAUGCUCAACGAGGAUCUUACUCGAUUAAUGUACAGUCUUAACUCUAGUUCGCCAAAUUCGUGGAAGCUAAAGAAGGGCUCUGCUGGUAUGAUUUUGGUGUCCAUUUUGCAGCCUUAAACUUAAAAGGAGGGCCCAAUAACCAUUUUAAUCAUGUUUCUUCUUGAAUCGACAUGUUUUUAACAUCUCCUUUGCUUGGCUUCUUUAUUGCUUGAAUUGUUUAUCAGAAAUCUGUUCUCAGUAUUGUCGGUGAUAGCAGUUUGUCUGGACAGGGCGACUACCCCGUCGGACUGGCUUUAACCCUUUAAACCCGAAGAUCAAAAUUUGAAUUCUCAUUUUAACCCCCUAUUCAUUUCCUACAGAAGUAACGGGGAGAAGUUGAUAAAAUAUCAAGCAAAUCCAUCUUGUGUGAUCAUGUCCGUAAUUCUCAUGUCCACUCUGUUUAACAAAGCAUUGAUAUUACAAGGAGAAAUUGGAUGCUGAUCACGCUUAGGGCUUAAAGGGUUAAACAUAUAAUGAUAGUUAAACUUGUCCAGUGUGGAGCAUGGGGAAUGUGAGUCAAGCGGGGAAAGAGUUCGUUCCGGGAAUGAAUUAACGCAAAGUACUUCAAUAAGUCAGGGGCACCCAACGGCAAUUUUCGGGAAAAUAUCUGUUCGGAAGACGAUUUGAGAACUAGAAUUUUCGGAACAUUUGUUGUAAAAUUUCUUGCUUGCCUGCCUUUCUUGCCUCUCCUAGGAUUUUCGAACAUCUGCAAAAUGGUAUAAUUACCCUUUUUAAACGGAUAUUUACCCUAAAAAAGGCCAUCUAGAAUUUUCGGGAGCCUUUUCCUGGCUGAAAUUUUCGAAAAGGUAAGUUUUGAUCCCUAUAAUUUUCGGAUCACUAGACUUUCAGCUAGGAAAUCCGAACAGAUGAAAAGUUUUUAGGGGAUAAAAAUNGCUGAUCACGCUUAGGGCUUAAAGGGUUAAACAUAUAAUGAUAGUUAAACUUGUCCAGUGUGGAGCAUGGGGAAUGUGAGUCAAGCGGGGAAAGAGUUCGUUCCGGGAAUGAAUUAACGCAAAGUACUUCAAUAAGUCAGGGGCACCCAACGGCAAUUUUCGGGAAAAUAUCUGUUCGGAAGACGAUUUGAGAACUAGAAUUUUCGGAACAUUUGUUGUAAAAUUUCUUGCUUGCCUGCCUUUCUUGCCUCUCCUAGGAUUUUCGAACAUCUGCAAAAUGGUAUAAUUACCCUUUUUAAACGGAUAUUUACCCUAAAAAAGGCCAUCUAGAAUUUUCGGGAGCCUUUUCCUGGCUGAAAUUUUCGAAAAGGUAAGUUUUGAUCCCUAUAAUUUUCGGAUCACUAGACUUUCAGCUAGGAAAUCCGAACAGAUGAAAAGUUUUUAGGGGAUAAAAAUAUGCCUAUAUCUACCGUUUAAAUACUAAAAUACGGUCGACAAUGCUAUGUUAAGUGGUUUUGAACUAUAGCCUCGUUGGGUGCCCCUGAUAAGUGAAAGCAAGGAACUCAUAAAGGCGCAUGUCUGAAUCACAUAAUACAAUGUAUGUUGACUUGCUUAUGAGACAGACAAUCUAAGUUUCUCAAAAACUCGUGGAAUCAUGUCAAAAAGACCACGUCCUAUGACAUGUAUUGGUACCACAGAAGAGGAGGAUGAGGGUCUAAAAGUUUUAUCUUCUUGUCAGGCGCUUGCGCUGUAAUUUGGUCCUUGAUUUGGCUUGCACUGGUGAGAAACUCACCCUCCGAACAAAGUUGGAUUACUCGAGAAGAAGUCGAAUAUAUUGAAAUGAGCUUAGCUGCGGACAUUCAGGAAAAGGUACUACUGACUUAUAAAAGUAACAACGGCAGAAAGACUAGACUAGAGUUUAGGAAUAUGCUGAUUACAAUACUCCCGUAAUAAGACCACUUUAUACUACGGAUGACACUGAUGACAAAAUUAGCCUUUUAUUGUUUAGGCCAUUGCAUUACAGAAACUUUUGUGCUAUUUUGAUUAAUUAUGUAGUUAUUGGUCCACUGAAUAGUCCUUCAGUCUGGACUCGUUAUCGAUGGUGAUAUAUUGUUUAGAAAGUUUACACUUGCCGUGUUAGCAUUGUAGUCUUCUUCGGAGACCCAGAGGCAGCCAGUCGAGCUUGGAGAAAAGGUGCGACGAACGUUUUCAGACCGUGUUUGAAAACUUUAGUCGCACUUUUUCUCCCCACCCGACUGACUGCCCCUAGCUCGAUCUCAGUCGGGUACUACUAAUGACACUUUGCGAAACCUUACAUGACGCCAUCCGUAGCGACAGACGACAGGAGACAAGUUUCAAUGCCUAUAUAAUAUUUUUUACUUUUUCAGAAAGAUAGCAAACUUGUGGCAUAGCCCCAUUUUAUUCGGAUAUUAGAAUCCUCGGUUUGAUUAAAUAAACUCUUUGCUGUUUUGUUGACUUUUUUUUUUAAAUGAACAGCAUACUUCUAUUCCGUGGAAGGCAAUCUUCAGCUCACUUCCCUUUUGGGCGAUAGUGGUGGCUCAUUUCACACAUGGAUGGGGACUAUAUACCAUGCUAUCAGAGCUACCCCUGUAUAGCAGUCAACGGCUAAAUUUGGAUCUCAAGGAGGUAUGUGGCUUUGUGGUUCCCCAAUUGGUGUUUCGGGAUCGGCUAUAGAUGGUUUUCACAGUGACGUCAUCAAAUUGUAAAGUCAAAAUAGUGAGGUUUUAUGAAUUCUUAUUUACACUAGGUUGAAGAUCUACAAACAAUUAAUCUUUGUACAAGUUUCCAGUCCCAUAGCAUGUUUCAUUUCGAAAUACAGCAAUUUGAACUUCAGAGUUUUCACAGUGCGUGACACCAAAAUAGCGGAAAUGCUGUCUCGUUGAAAAAAAAGUCUCUCCUCUUCAUUUUCAGCAGUAUAACCAUUUCAAGUAUUAGAAGAUCUGUUUAUGUGCGCGUAUGCCAGUUCUUGAGUGAAAACAAAGAGUUUUUAUAUAAAAAGUGAACUCCAGAUGUUUUUGUUGAUUUCCGGCGGCCAUAUUGGUGCACCAAAACGGUGCACCAAUAUGGCGUCUCCAUACAAAGCUAUACAAAGGUGCAUGAAAAGUUUCGGCAAAUAACUCAGAAACUGUGGGCCACAAAGACCUGAGACUUGGACAAAAUGUUUAUAUAUUAUUCUUUUAUAACAUUUCAUUUUCUUGGCUUCUUCCACUGGACGGUUUCCAAUUUAUUUUUUUGAUGCGUGACAGUGAAAGCGAUCUAUACCAGUGAGACAGGGAAGGAAUUUUUUAGGGAGAUUAAGAUUCACGUUUACGCCAAGGGGCAAACGUGAAUAUGUACCACUUGACCAAGUUUUCUGUUUAUUACUUUUACUCAAAAAUGAGUAGUUUCACGCCACUUUUAUCCAUAAGAAUUGUCCUGGACAGUUUUUAUUUGCUUAUUUUCUGAUGUAAGAAAUUCCGAAACUUGAAUCUCACUGAUGUUUGCUGUUUACCCUAAACGUGACUCUUAAUCUCUCUUUAUUCAUGAGAGGUACACGAAAUGCUAGUUUAAAGAAUCGAUGUUUACCAGUGAGCUGCGUUUUUGUAAAGUAAAUAUCAUCCCCUGUCAGUUGUUGAUGUGUAGGUGCAAGUUUUGGAAUCCGACAAUCUACCUCAUGGGUCUUCGACGAAGAGUGAAAUUUGAAACUUUUCAAGGGUCUUUAAGAAACUUGACUGUAUGUUCGGGGUCGGGAUUAGCCGAGCAACUCGUUGGGAUUACGGAAUUUAUACUUCUACGUGAGAAAUUUCUGCAAUUUGAUUGGCUUAGAGCAGUGGUAUUUCAGCUUAAUCUGAAAUACCUACAUGUGAAAAUUACGAACCUUUUUGGGGGUAGUGGUAUAAACAAAUAACAGCAGGAUUUGUACGUGAUAUUUGGCAUAAAUACCGCUCGUGAUAUUUCAAAAUUGUCUCAAAUUUCACUCGCCUAUCGGCUCCUGAAAUUACGCAUAACAAUUUUUAAAUAUCACUCGUGGUAUUUAUGCAAAAUAUCACUGCAGAUCAUACUAUUACCUAUACGUGGAGCAAACAUUUUGGCUGGAAUAAAGGGAUUCAGAUACCUCGUGCCAAACAAAAAAACAAAACUGGUCUCUUCCUGCUGCCCCCGGAGGGGGGGGGGGGGGACCGGCCAUAUAUGGGCUAUAUAGGUAUGUACCGCGUGGAGGGGUCUGGUUUUCAAGGAUUUUCCUCGAGAAUGGGGUGUAUAAAUCAGGGGGUUUGGGUUUAGACUAGGGUAUCAUUUUUUAGGAAACUGAUGGGGGGGGGGGGGGGUACUGCCAUAUAUGGGCUAUAUAGGUAUGUACCGCUGUGAAGGGUAUGGUUUUCAAGUAGUUUACUCUAGGAUAGGGUGUAUAAAUCAGAGCGUUUGGGUCUAGAAUAGGGUAUCAUUUUUUAGGAAACUGAUCAGUUGGUUGAAGAUUUUGUCUAGACUAGGUAAACAGCUACUCUAGGAUAGGGGGAUUUGGGGAGUUUACUCUAGCAUAGGGUAGCAAAAUUCAGCUGAACUAGCUCUGGUAUAGGUUAAGGGUUCCAAGGUCCCAGCGGCACAUCCCCACCCAGAAAUUCCUAAAGUACCACCCCUCCCGGGCGGGGGGGCUGCUACCUAUAUGAAGGCAAGACGGAUUGGUAUCAUCCCUAACAUUCUAAUGUACGUUUAAAAAGUAGGCUAAUCGAUGGGGUCUUUUUCGUUUUAGUGAGAGUCUGGGGCCUCAAACCCAUAAACCAGGAUCGUUUCAAUCGAUGCCUGAAGAGCAUUAGAUACGCUUUGUUAACUGAAAAUAAAUCAAUAUGUAAUAAAAAAUCAUAAGAAAAACGCACUUUGUUUGAGUGUCAAUUAUUUUGCAUAGAAGAACUAAUUGAGGACACUGUUUUUUUACGUACCCUACUGGAGACAGGACUGCCAUUUUACGUGGUCAUCCGAUCCACGUAAAAGUCUAGCCGUUUGCAGUAAACGCAGUCAGUCUUAAUUUCUCAUUUUUUUUAAAGAACUUGAGUUUCGAUUCGGUCUCGGGGAUCGAUUCCUCAGCCUCUCCAUCUCCAGUCAAGAGCUCUACCGACUGAGCUAGUCCCGCAACAUCCUUCGUAUGAAUACUAGCAGGAAAAGAAAACAGAUUUUCUUCAUGUAGUAGAGAGCCUUCCAGUCUCUAAUAAUAUAAAAUACCUCUUCAUACUAACUCAGUUUUUAUUGGAGGACGGGUAGAAAAAUGAGUAAGGAAGGUACACUGCUCUGUUCUAUAUUGCCUACUUAUAUUUAUGCUUGAAAGUGUAUCUACUUUCAUCUAAAGCUGAUCGAUUGUUUAUUUGUUUGUUAAUAUUUCUUCCUUCAGACUUCCGUCGCUUCGACCAUACCUUACGUCGUUACGUUCUUUGUAAUGAUAGCUGGAGCUCAACUGGCGGACUACUUUCGUAAACAUUAUCUCAGUACAGGAACAGUGAGGAAAAUGUUCAAUACAAUAGGUAAUCCUCUCGUUUUGCCAUGAUUCAUUAAAGAUAUAUAUUAAAAAGACAAUGAUACAUUUAACAAGUAGACAUCAACUUUCCAUUCGCCACUUUAAAAACGAGAAAUGAAUUGGGGCUUAAAUGCGUCCCGCUAUGAUUUCUGGGAUCGUUGCAGCGGACGCGCCUGUCAGCUAUUGGCCAAUAGGCCCUUUGCAUGAUUUGAUCACGUGAUCAACUUUUGGUAAACACGAAAACAGUUCGCUUUUGAACAAUUUUUGUAGCACGAGCUGAGAGAGCAUAUUAGAAUUAGGUAACCUGUAAAUGUUCAGCCAUACAUCUCAAAAGCAGCGAUUGCAACGGCCGUCGAAAAUUAGAAUGAUUUUUGUGCGAAAAACAACUCUUCCCACCCAGUCACGGCGUUUGAGUGGUUUUCCAUACAAAUCGUUGUAAUCGCCCUGUCAUUGUAAAAAAGGUCUUGGAUAUCUGAAGAGAGGGAGAUCUCCUGCUAUUCUUUGUCAACAACCUAGCUGAAACACGUGUUGAACUAAGAAUUAAUAAUAACAUGCUUUACACAGAGUAACCAAAACAACUGUAAAAGUUAUUUUAAACUCUUUGAAACUAUCGGUGGUUGUACAAAGCCAAAAGAAAAACAGAAACUAAUAGUAUAUUAAGUGUUAUGAAAAAAAGUAGAUUGUCACUAAACACUGAUCCUUCCUUUUAAAUUAUUUUAAUAGGGUUUCUUGCGCCAGCUGUCUUUUUCCUCGUAGCAAAUUUUACCAACAAACCUGAGAUAGCUGUGACUUUAUUCACUAUUGGGAUGGGACUGAACGGAUUGAUCAUCAGUGGAUUCGCUGUAAAUCAUCUUGACAUUGCCCCACCCUUUGCCAGUAUACUCUUCGGAAUAAGCGAUCUUGCAUCGACAUUGGGAGGAAUUAUUUCACCCACCUUGACGGGAUUCAUUGUGAAACACCACGUAAGUAUAUUUUAGCCUGUGUACAGAACCCCCUCCCCUCAGUAAAAAUCGAAGAAGGGGCCCCUUCUCCGAUUUUUGCUGAGGGAAGGGGGGGGGGGGUGUGUACACAGGCUAGUACAUUUCUGAAAUAAGCAUCCUACAAGACCGGAAACAGAGGAUCUCAGUGGGGUGGUAGCUUUGACGGGAAUUUUUUUUUUCAGUUUUGACGGUUGACGGUUAAAUUUUAGAGCUUUUGACGGUUGACGGCUAUUAAGUGGAAAUUUAGCCCCAAUGUUUAGGUAACUGUUAACUUAAGAUUGUCGAUUUGGAGAUUGCCUUGGCCUUUCACUUAUAAAAUUCUGAAAUACUAUAUAUGUUUUUUGAUGUAAGCAACUUAACUUGUGUGUUCUUGGAAAGUCUAGAAAGAGUGUUUUCAGUUAAGAGAUUCUUCAGGAGCAAGAACCCAGUAAAGAUCAGCUGAAAUAGUGAGAUUUGAAUUACCUUAAAACUUUUUGACGGUUAAUAUUAAUCUGGAUUUUUAACGGUUGACGGUUAAAUUUUAUGCCGUUUGACGGCUGACGGUUCCCCCUUACUUCGACCCCUCUCCACUUCAUUACUCAUCCCAUCCUCUACGUCACUGCCAGGUAAUACAAAUGAGCAUCUCUUCCCCAUAAUCAAAUGACAAUAUUUUUUUCAAACACAAAACAACAUAAAUAGCACUAAAACCUUGUAACGCAGAUCCUGGCGAGCUCUGGCGAAGAAGGCCCCUAAAGUGUUAGGGAUAGGAGGGUGGGAGAGAAAUAGAGCAAAUUGUCCAACUAACCGGAGAGUGUGGGCUUCAAUUCGGGCUCUGAUAUUGGAAGCUAACAUGCUGUGUAGUCAACAUCCUUUUGAAUAAAUACGAACCAAGUCAAUUGGCUUUAAAAAUGAAGCAACAACAAGAAACACCCGGUUUUUUUUAAUCGCAUGCGGGAGGCAGGCUUAGGGGGUCGUGCAUGAAAAUCUCUGUCACCCAGGGAAGAAAUAUAUUUUCACUUGUUAGAAAUAGAAUUGGAACUUUCGCUUAUUUUCAAGCAUUAAGAGUCAAUUUGUUUUCGAGAAGGGAUUAAAAAUCGCCCUAGUUAGUAAAAAUAACUCCAAGGAAUUCAACUUGCCUCGUUUUGCUUUCUUUCAACAGACUGACUUAGAGUGGAAGAUAGUUUUCAUAAUCAAUGGAGUAAUGUAUCUUCUGGGGGCUAUAUUUUACACUGUGUUUGGCUCAGGAGAAAAGCAGUCGUGGGCUUCAGACAGUAAAUAUAAUAAUCUGAGUCAACAAGAUUCAGAUUGUGAAUGA
Molecule: messenger RNA, 14906 nt
Organism: Porites evermanni
Lineage: Eukaryota; Metazoa; Cnidaria; Anthozoa; Scleractinia; Poritidae
Source: the annotation of a GenBank genome assembly